Molecule: messenger RNA, 932 nt
Organism: Habropoda laboriosa
Lineage: Eukaryota; Metazoa; Arthropoda; Insecta; Hymenoptera; Apidae
Product: NECAP-like protein CG9132
Exons: 3
Coding region: 131-865 (244 amino acids)
Biological process (GO): endocytosis
Cellular component (GO): clathrin vesicle coat; membrane
Source: RefSeq, a predicted model, not a curated record
CGUGACUAGAGAUAAAGUUAUCAAAUCACGGCAGAGAUUCGUCACAAAAUAUAAACGAAUUUUCAAAUAGCACUUCGUUAGGUUCAACUCUUGAGCGUACGCGCUUUCUCUGUGAUUUGUCAAAAGUACAAUGGAUACGUAUGAAAGUGUAUUACUUGUGAAGUCUGAAGUAUUUGUGUUUAAAAUACCACCAAGGUCAACGAAUAGGGGUUAUCGAGCAGCUGAUUGGAAUCUGCAAGAGCCUACAUGGACUGGACGUAUGCGUCUUGUUUCUCAAGGAAACUCAAUUGCUAUCAAAUUAGAAGAUAAAGUUACUGGAGAAUUAUUUGCAAAAUGUCCAAUUGAACAAUAUCCAGGAAUUGCAGUCGAACCAGUUACAGAUUCUUCUCGUUAUUUUGUUUUAAGAAUUCAAGAUGAUUAUGGACGAUCAGCUUUCAUUGGUGUUGGAUUUCUAGAUAGAUCUGAUAGUUUUGAUUUAAAUGUUGCUCUUCAAGACCAUUUUAAAUGGCUAAGGAAUCAGGAACAAAUAGAAAAAGAAAAGGAUGAACCAAAGCAGGAAUUAGAUCUCAGAUUUAAAGAAGGAGAAACAAUAAAAAUAAACAUGAAAAUUACUAAAAAAGAUGGUACUGAAGUUGCUUCUAAAGCAAAGCAGCGUGCCAAUACAAACAUGGGCUUACCACCCCCACCAGGUGGUGUAAAAAUUGCACCACCACCUGCAAAAACUGCAUCUUCAUCUCCUGCACAUAAACCUGUUCAGAAUCAAAAUCAGACAAGUUCCGAAUGGGGAGAGUUUGCUAGUGCAGCAGAACAACCUCAAACUCAACAACCAUCAACAGUCGGAAAUGCCAGUUGGGUUCAGUUUUAACUUACAAAUUGUAUUAAAAUAUAAUAUAGCAGUGCUGUAGAAUCAUAGACUAUACAUACAUAUUUGA